Messenger RNA from Beauveria bassiana ARSEF 2860, 525 nucleotides. RefSeq names its product OsmC-like protein. The coding region runs from base 1 to 525 and encodes 174 amino acids. NCBI's taxonomy places the organism in Eukaryota, Fungi, Ascomycota, Sordariomycetes, Hypocreales, Cordycipitaceae. The record is from RefSeq and is a predicted model, not a curated record. The transcript has a single exon. Gene Ontology annotation, biological process: response to oxidative stress.
AUGUCCAUAUCGAGAGUCAUCCGCCCCCUUCUGCGCCGAGCGCCUCUCGCCGCCGCCGCUCCCCGCCGCUUUCUCAACACCGACAACGCGCCAGUGCUCUACUCUGCCCACGCCCGAACCAUUGGCGCCCGCAAUGGCCACGUCGAAGGAAGCGAGGGCCUCAAGAUGGACUUAGGCAUGCCCAAGGGCCUCGGUGGCCCCGGCGGCCCCGGCAAGACCAACCCGGAGGAGCUGUUCGCGGCCGGCUAUGGCGCGUGCUUCCAGUCGGCCAUGGGUCUGGUCGCCUCGCAGCUUGGCAUCAAGAUGCCGUCCAAGACCGAGGACAGCGUCAUCGAGACGACGGUUCACAUGGUGGGCGACCUGAAGAAGGCGGAUCUGGGCUUACGGGUCGAGAUGCUCGUCAAGGUCAAGGGCGUCGAGCAGGGGGAGCUGGAGAAGCUGGUGGAGGAGACCAAGAAAACGUGCCCGUAUAGCCGCGCGACGCAGGGCAAUAUUUCCACGAACAUCAAAGUCGAGUCCUUGUAA